UUUAAUAUGUAAACUCUUUUCUCCAGAGUCUAUUAUCCCCACAAUACAACAAAGAGUGAAGGGACCGAGAAUAAAAAGAGAAGAAGAACGAAGUAAGAAAAGAAGCAAGUUUGUAACCCUAAUUUUACUAAUCAUUCAAAUUCGGUUCUUCGAGCAUCAAUUCAAGCGACUUUUCGCAGAUAAGAAGACAGAGAAGAAAGAAAUUGAAGGAUUUUUUUCGAUCACUCCAAAAAAUUGAAGGUGAAAGAUGCCGAAAGUGAAGACAAAUCGCGUGAAAUACCCUGAAGGAUGGGAACUGAUUGAACCUACACUCCAGGAACUAGAAUCUAAGAUGAGAGAAGCUCAAUUGGAUUCUCAUGAUGGGAAGAGAAAGUGUGAAACUUUGUGGCCCAUUUUUAAAAUUGCUCACCAGAAGAGUCGCUAUUUAUAUGAUCUUUAUUAUAGAAGAAAUGAGAUUUCCAAAGAGCUGUAUGAGUUCUGCUUGGACCAAGGCUAUGCUGACAGAAAUUUAAUUGCCAAGUGGAAGAAGCCAGGAUAUGAGCGUUUGUGUUGCCUGCGCUGCAUACAACCACGAGACCACAACUUUGGCACGACUUGUGUAUGUAGAGUGCCCAAACAUCUCAGGGAAGAGAAAGUUGUGGAAUGUGUUCACUGUGGAUGCGGGGGUUGUGCCAGUGGGGAUUGAUCUGCUGGCGUUCCUAGCCUCAGAGACGUCGAGCAUUAUGCUGUAACUCAUUGCACCACUGAGGAUUAUUUUGCUAUCUUGUUAUAGCAUUAUGCUUUAAUUGUCUAGGUUAUUUCAAGUACAUCUGAGACGUAAUCUAUCUAUGAAGUUGGUUUGCGUGUGCUUUCAAUGUAUCUUAUGACUUACAAUUGUACACAACAAUGAAGCUUAUGGAAACAAAUGGAAGAGAGCAUGGUUGGCAACCCAGCUUUCUGAAUUACACUUUUGUGAAAAAAGGAGAGCUGCAUAUGUUUUGGCAGCUGGUAACUUUCUGAAGAUGCUUGGAAAUAAAAAAUGGAGAAUGAAGUGAUUGUAUUAUUGUACUUUGGAUUGACAACUAAAUAACUUUAUAAUUUACUACUACAAACUUUAGAUUAUUGAUCAUAUAUAACGUUUUUGUGAUAAAAGAUUUAAAUUUUGACCCCUUA
Molecule: messenger RNA, 1152 nt
Organism: Beta vulgaris subsp. vulgaris (sugar beet)
Lineage: Eukaryota; Viridiplantae; Streptophyta; Magnoliopsida; Caryophyllales; Amaranthaceae
Product: protein BUD31 homolog 2
Exons: 4
Coding region: 248-685 (145 amino acids)
Biological process (GO): mRNA splicing, via spliceosome
Cellular component (GO): nucleus; spliceosomal complex
Source: RefSeq, a predicted model, not a curated record